Molecule: messenger RNA, 1455 nt
Organism: Enterobius vermicularis (human pinworm)
Lineage: Eukaryota; Metazoa; Nematoda; Chromadorea; Rhabditida; Oxyuridae
Source: the annotation of a GenBank genome assembly
AUGUUAGAUACAGUUGUCGCGUUUCAAAAUGAGAUGCUAUGGACGAUUAUUGUCGGCUUCUUCAUUGCAUUCAUUUUGGCAUUUGCCAUUGGUGCUAAUGAUACUGCAAACUCGUUUGGAACUAGCGUUGGCAGCAAGGUCCUUACUCUGCAUCAGGCAUACAUCUUGGCGUCAUUAUUUGAAACUCUCGGUGCAGCUCUUUUGGGGUAUCAGGUGACAGAUACGAUGAGAAAAGGCGUUAUUGACCUCUCUGUUUAUCAAGGCCAAGAAACUGAAUUAAUGCUUGGCCAGAUUGCCGUUCUUUCGGGUUGUGGGAUUUGGCUACUGAUUGCAACUUUUAUGAAACUACCUGUUUCUACUACACAUAGCAUUGUUGGUUCAACUUUGGGAUAUACACUUUUGUUAAAAGGCACUCAAGGUAUUCAUUGGUGGCCAGUUAUUCGCAUCUUUCUCUCCUGGUUUGUAUCGCCUUUGCUCUCAGGCAUUGUAUCAGUGAUAUUUUAUAUCGUUAUCGAUCAUGCUGUUUUGCGCAGACGUAGUCCAUUACGCUGUGGUUUAAUCUUUUUACCUGUGCUGUACUUCGUUUGUGUGGCAGUGAACGUUUUUGCAAUAAUGUAUGAAGGCUCCUCUUUUCUUCGACUAAACUUGCUUCCGUUGUGGGCAGUUACGUCAAUCACAUUGGGCAUUGCACUUCUAGUUGCUUUAAUUGUCCAAUUCUUUGUUGCUCCACGUUUAAAAUAUGAAAAUGGCCGUCAGAGUUCUCCGGAAUCUUUAGUUGGUGUGAAGGAUGGUUUUAAAACGUCAAAUGGCCUACCAAACUAUGGAAACACUUUCACUCAGUUAUCAGGUGUACAUCUUGGUCAUCAUACCAUUCGCCCUACUGGAAGUAUUGAAGCGUUCUUUCGUUCUUCGAAACCAGAAGAUCCUCAGGCCUCAAAAUUGUUCAGCUUCCUUCAAGUGCUGACUGCAUGUUUUGGUGGUUUUGCGCAUGGUGGAAAUGAUGUCAGUAACGCAAUUGCUCCAUUAGUGUCUCUUUACGUCAUUUUCAAAGAGCACUCGGUUAUGCAGUCGUCGGAAACUCCAAUUUGGCUUCUCAUUUACGGAGCAGCUGGUAUGUGUGUUGGUUUGUGGUUAUUGGGUCAUCGUGUAAUCUACACUGUUGGAGAAAACCUUACCAAAAUCACGCCACCUCGGGGUUUUGCGAUUGAAUUUGGAGCUGCAGUCACCGUUCUUCUUUCAAGUAAACUUGGGCUUCCGGUCAGCUCAACUCAAUGCAAAGUUGGUAGCGUUGUUUCUGUCGGCAUGGUUCAAGCAGCUGGAGGCGGGAACGUAAAAUGGUCUACCUUCAGGAACAUAGCUAUUUCUUGGGUCAUCACUCUUCCUGUCACGGGUGACCGCUUUUUUUGUUUACUAAAGACUAAAACAUGUAUCUUGUUGAUAAAUUCUUUCACUUAA